CCCCUUCUCGCGCCCGACACUUGGUUUGCGCGGCGGCCGGGUCGGGCCGGGCGGCUGGGGGAUGGCGGCGGCCGGCACCUCCGGGAGCGGGAUGGCGCAGAAGAGCUGGGAACUGGCCAACAACAUGCAGGAGGCGCAAAGCAUCGACGAGAUUUACAAGUACGACCGCAAGCAGCAGCAGGAGAUCCUGGCGGCCAAGCCCUGGACCAAGGACAACCACUACUUCAGAUACUGCAAGAUUUCGGCUCUGGCCCUGCUGAAGAUGGUCAUGCACGCCCGGUCUGGAGGCAAUCUGGAAGUAAUGGGGCUGAUGCUUGGGAAAGUGGAUGGGGAAACUAUGAUUAUCAUGGACAGCUUCGCUUUACCUGUAGAAGGCACUGAAACCCGAGUCAAUGCUCAGGCCGCUGCAUAUGAAUAUAUGGCUGCAUAUAUUGAAAAUGCAAAACAGGUUGGUCGUCUAGAAAAUGCAAUUGGUUGGUACCACAGCCACCCUGGCUACGGCUGCUGGCUUUCAGGAAUUGAUGUUAGUACUCAGAUGCUUAAUCAGCAAUUUCAGGAACCGUUUGUUGCGGUGGUCAUUGAUCCAACAAGAACAAUAUCUGCAGGAAAAGUAAAUCUUGGAGCUUUUAGAACAUAUCCCAAGGGCUUUAAGCCUCCAGAUGAAGGUCCUUCAGAAUACCAGACUAUUCCACUUAAUAAAAUAGAAGACUUUGGUGUGCACUGUAAACAGUAUUAUGCUUUAGAAGUCUCCUACUUCAAAUCCUCUUUGGAUCGUAAAUUGCUUGAACUAUUGUGGAACAAAUAUUGGGUGAACACACUCAGUUCUUCUAGUUUGCUUACUAAUGCUGACUACACAACUGGCCAAGUCUUUGAUUUGUCUGAAAAGUUAGAGCAAUCAGAAGCCCAGCUAGGCCGAGGGAGUUUUAUGUUGGGUUUAGAGACACAUGACAGAAAAUCAGAAGACAAACUUGCUAAAGCAACAAGGGACAGUUGCAAGACCACCAUAGAAGCUAUACAUGGAUUGAUGUCUCAGGUUAUUAAGGAUAAACUGUUUAAUCAGAUUAAUAUUGCUUGAAGUCCAUCGCCAGCUGAUAUACAUCUACAAGACAGAAAAAGUCAUGGUUAUUUUUUUUGGAUAUGUUCAGUUUUGGUUUUAAAGUAAGAAUGGGAAAUGAUUCAGUUUAAUUUGUAGUACAUUAAAUCAUUUUUCCCACCUUUUUGCCCAGUUUUGAAGAACAGAAUGUUUUGAAAUCUAUUGAAAAUUUGUUCUCUAUGGUAAAACACAAUCCUUUUGGAUAUUUGUAUCAAAAGAAAAGUAAAUGUGACGAUGCUGCUCUUUUAGUAUUCGUUUAUCAGUCUGCAAUAAAAAAAUUUUAAAUGAGCAAGUUAUUUUUUGUAAACACUUACCUCUAUCAUUUCAUUAUUUUGUGCUGUUUUACCAGAACAAUUGUGCUAAAUCAUCUAUCUUACAAAGACAAUAAAGCUAAUUUGAGGAAUUCCAUUUUUAUUUAGAACAUACUUUCCAACUCUUCAAUUUUAAAAACAUGAAUCCUUCUAGAUUAUUUUUAAGCAGAAUUCUAUUUGAAACAUUAAUAACUUAUUUUUGCAGAUUGAUCCAGUGGGGUCUAUUGUCAUUCAUGUAUUGUAAAAAUAUCUUGCAACCACACAGUGAAAUUUAUUUGCUUAUACACUACUGUGUUUCAUAGAAUAGAGUGAAAGAAAGUGAAGGGAGCGAUAGAAUUAUUAAUACAAUAUACCUUAAUGUCAUCCAGAUAGGACUAGAGUUUAGAAAUUAAAAUGAAUUUAUUCUUUACAUACAGUUUCAACAGUUAUGAAAGAACAAUAAUUCAGUGUUUGGAAGUCCUGAUGUAACUCUGUGUGUCUAAUAAAAUAUCAUUGACCUCCUUAUGAAUAAGACAAUUAUGACAAAAUGUAUGUGCUAAAAUCAAAAUAAACAUCCAGAAAAAGAUGUGCAGUUGAAAUAUUAGGCUUCUGUGAACUUUUUCUUUUUGUAUUAAAAAGUUUAAAGUCUUAAUAAAUUAUCAUGCUUGAGAGGAUUUCCCUGUAUGUAUUUAAUGCACUGUAUAUCAAAGCAUUUGACUAAAAAUAAGCUGAUUUGAUUUAAAAAAAAAAAAAAA
This is a messenger RNA of Pelodiscus sinensis (Chinese soft-shelled turtle), 2138 nucleotides long. RefSeq names its product COP9 signalosome subunit 5 (gene COPS5). NCBI's taxonomy places the organism in Eukaryota, Metazoa, Chordata, Testudines, Trionychidae. Gene Ontology annotation, molecular function: metallopeptidase activity; protein binding. The record is from RefSeq and is a predicted model, not a curated record.